GCGAGGUUGAAGCAGUAUAAGAACUAUGAGAACCUCUCCCGUUCGCGUGAAGCUCUUGAAAAGGAUUGUAAGGAAGUAGAAAAAGGACACAGCUUCUAUGACUUCCAGUUCAAUACAAGGCUCGUCAAAUCAACUAUUGUGCACUUUCAGGUACAUAAAUUCUUAAAUCAUUUUCUUGCUCGGGUGAAUCGUGUUUUAACUUUUGAUCAAGAAAUCCCUUGACUGGUCUGCUUCCCUGUAGUUUUUUGUGCUUUGAUUUAGUCCCUGUUGUCUCAUUUUGCAUAAUUCAAUUAAACAUGAGGCUGCCUUCUCAUUCUGGCCUUUAAUUUUAUUUUUUCCUUUUCAUCUUUUAGGUGAGGUCUUUAGUUGUUUGUUAUUUUACAUUAGAAUUAUGUUUACUCUAAAUUUAUGAAUUUAGAGUUAACAAUAAGAAUUGGUUAUUUAUAAUCUUGUCAAUGUGUGAGCCUUCGGUCGAUGAACCCUGCCACCUUGCCAUGCAAUAACUAUACUUCGCAGGUGCACUGCUCCUCUAAUGUUAUGGAUAUUUUGAUCUAAAUUGUUAGGCUUUUAGUUUCCUCUCUCAUUCUUCAGAGGUAUGGAGUUUGUAUCUUCAUUGAAGAAUUUAGUGAGAGUGAUGCUUGAUAUGGAAUUUUACUUAAACAUUGACUGUGUGUGUCUCUAACACAUGCUUGGACAGCUUUCCGGAAUAAUAUGUCACCACGGACAAUAUGUUUUGAGAUGAUCCUCCUCAUGGCCUCCAAGCUGGUGAAUUUUCAUCUGAUAUAAAUUUAGCGUCACCUUAUUAUUUCUUGAUGCAGUUUUAUUUUUCUUCCUCUCUUCAGAAAACCCAAACAUAUGCCUAAUUUGGCUUAUGCCGGUUUCAUUUGUUGCUUCCAGUAAUGAUAUUUCACUACAUGUAGAAGCAACAAGAUUUGCAUAGGAACCGUUUUUCUGAUAUUCUGCAUUAGUAUUUAACUCAUUUUUUCAGUAAGCAGAUUUGGUUGUGCCAGGAUCGAUGUUUUGAACUGAGAGCUAUAUUCACAAUAUCCUUUUUGUGCAGAUUAUAAACAUUUAAAGAAGUGUCUCAUGAAACUUUGUAAUAGUAGGAGGUCCUAGUUUGGAGCUUCACUUUUGAAUAUUUCUUAUGAACCAACUGAAUGUAUUUUGAGGACAGGGUUUUGAUAUGGAAGCUCAGGGGUGAAUUUGGCUUUUGCUGGAUUUGUAGUUCCUUGCUAACACAAAAUAUUGUUUCGACUUUUGAGUCGAAGUUACAUGUUAUGUUCCAUUCUACUAGUGUGACAAACUUAGGUUUGCAGUGUCAGACAGUAAAGUUGAGGCAGAUGGUUGAAAUUUCCAAACUUCCAUUUCCAUUUUUUGGUCCCUCUAGAGAAUAAUGUAUCACUUGAUUUUAUUUCUGAUCAUCCGCCGCGGUCCUGCAUUUGCAGUUGGUUGUUAACUAGCUGUGUUGCCUGUUCAGCACAGUUCAUACCUUCCUAUUCAGAGCCCAUUGAUCAUUGCAUACCUUUCUCUUCUAUUGUUUUAGAAGAUAUUGAGUUGUUGAGCAUUUUUUCUAGUCAUUAUAUGAAGUGGUUAAGUUUUAAUUCUUGCUGUGAGUGAUGUUUGUUAGAAUUGUAUUCUUCAAAAAUUAACCCAUAUCAUGUAUGCAUUGCUAUUGUAUCUAUCUUUCAGCAUUAGAAGCAGGAUUGCAGUUAUUGUGCGAGCAGCUGGCGCAAGCUUUCCAUAUGUUGAGGAAUCUCUUGUGGUCGACAUCAAAACAUGAUGUGUAUCUCAUGCAAAAUCAUUCUGUGAUGCACUGGUCCUCACUUCUCAGGAGGGGAAAAGAAGUGCUAAAUGUUGCUAGGCCAUUGGUGCCCACUAUGAAGUAUCCUGGAUCAGAGGCUCAAACACUCACCCGAGUGCAGAUUAGCAAUAUGGCUGUUAGGGAUGGUUUGAUGGCUGCUGGUGGUUUCCAAGGGGAGCUUAUCUGUAAGUAUUUAAACCAACCUGGAGUGGCAUUUGCUAAAAAAAUAAGUAACGAAGAGAAUGCUAUAACUAAUGCCGUGGAUAUUUGUUAUGGUCCAACUGGCUCGAUGAGGAUAAUGACUGCUAAUAAUGAUCAGCAAGUCAGGUUUUUUGAUGUGAACAGUUUUGCUUGCACCAAUUGUUACACAUUUCCUUGGUCUGUUAACAACACCUCUGUUAGCCCCGAUGGUAAAUUACUUGCUGUCCUUGGUGAUAGUCCAGAAUGUCUACUUGCUGAUGCUCAAAGUGGGAAGGUUGUCUGCGACCUAAAAGGUCACCUAGAUUAUUCAUUUGCAUCAGCUUGGCACCCGGACGGAAGAAUUUUGGCAACUGGUAACCAAGACACAACUUGCAGGCUGUGGGAUAUAAGGAACACAUCGCAGUCCAUAGCAGUGCUCAAAGGAAGGAUGGGUGCCAUCCGUGCAAUCAAGUUCACAUCGGAUGGGCGCUUCAUGGCCAUGGCGGAGCCAGCUGAUUUUGUCCACAUAUUCGACACACAAUCCGAUUAUGAUGUCUGUCAAGAAAUUGAUUUGUUUGGUGAGAUUGCUGGGAUAUCCUUCAGUCCUGAUACUGAAGCUCUCUUUAUUGGAGUGGCAGACCGAACCUAUGGUAGCGUGUUGGAGUUCAACCGUAAACGCUACCGCGGCUACCUUGAUUAUGCUUUGUAGUAAAAAGGUACUUGCCCGUGUCUCUUUAGUUUGGGCAUCUGCUUGUUUGGUAUAUAGUUUUGUGUAUAGUAUGAGGAAAAUUCGGGGUAGACACAAUGGCUUUCAUAUGGUAAUGGUCUGAAGGCAUACACCUGUAUGAUUUGGAGAACUUGUGUGGUGAUCGGUAAAGAGCUAGCAGGAUGACGGCCCAGUGGCUCAUGGCCAUGUAAAGGCUGUUUCUGCAGAAGUAUAUUGUCCAAGGGUGUGCAGAAACAGAAAGAUUUAGCAGUAGUAAACAGUGCAUUUUGUAUAUCAGAACGAAUUAUGUGGUCAUGUCGUUUUUGGUAAUGACCAAUUUUAUCACAAUUCAAUAUGUUCCGUUUUUA
This is a messenger RNA of Capsicum annuum, 3055 nucleotides long. RefSeq lists its product as uncharacterized. The transcript is spliced from 8 exons. The record is from RefSeq and is a predicted model, not a curated record. Lineage: Eukaryota; Viridiplantae; Streptophyta; Magnoliopsida; Solanales; Solanaceae. Gene Ontology annotation, molecular function: protein binding. The coding region runs from base 1662 to 2690 and encodes 342 amino acids.